Capronia epimyces CBS 606.96 is the source of this 1917-nucleotide messenger RNA. RefSeq lists its product as uncharacterized. The transcript has 3 exons. NCBI's taxonomy places the organism in Eukaryota, Fungi, Ascomycota, Eurotiomycetes, Chaetothyriales, Herpotrichiellaceae. Gene Ontology annotation, biological process: transmembrane transport. Bases 1 to 1917 code for a protein of 638 amino acids. The record is from RefSeq and is a predicted model, not a curated record. Gene Ontology annotation, molecular function: transmembrane transporter activity.
AUGCCCUCGCCGCCCACCACGACUACUAAUGACUUCGACAAGCAAGAUGUAGCCGACGACAGAGCCUCCUUCCCUGAGGCAUCUUUGGCAUUCCGUGCCCACAAUGCCAGUGUCAGCGUAGAGGAAGAGCAGAAGCUGCUCCCGAAUUCUUCAGUGGCCACACGGCCCAUCCUGGCGCCAGGCUUCCCCUCCACAGCCCGCCGGCCAUCUUUCAUCGAUGAGGAAGACGACCCAUUUACCAUUACCACGGGGGUGGCGACAGACAACCCUUCCGAGUACUCGACCAAAGAGGCCCCGGAGGCCCCGGUGACAUGGAUGUCCCUCCCUAAGAAGGGCCAGUUGGCCAUCCUCACUUUUGCCAGGCUGUCAGAGCCUCUCACCGAACGAUCGCUCGCUGCAUACCUGUUCUAUCAAUUGCGCUCUUUCGACCCGAGCCUGCCCGACAGCACCAUCGCCAAACAGGGCGGGAUGCUCACGGCGUCUUUCGCAGCCGCGCAGUUCCUCACAGCAGUCUGGUGGGGUCGAGCCGCCGACACGCCUUGGAUAGGUCGCAAACGGGUUCUUCUCGUCGGCUUGUUCGGCACGUGCAUCAGUUGUGUCGGCGUGGGCUUCUCGACUUCCUUCGCCCAGGCAUUGUUCUUUCGCGCCUGCGCUGGAUGUCUGAACGGGAAUGUCGGGGUGAUGAGGACCAUGAUCAGCGAGAUCAUCAAGGAAAAGAAAUACCAGUCCCGCGCUUUCAUUCUGCUACCCAUGUGUUUCAAUAUCGGCGUCGUAAUUGGGCCCAUCCUCGGCGGCUUCCUCGCAGACCCCAUCCAGUCAUUUCCCCACGUCUUCGGCCCAGGAUCGCUGCUAGGCGGGAAGAACGGUGUGCAAUGGAUGCAAUCCUUCCCCUACGCGCUACCCAACGUGAUCAGUGCAUGCCUGAUUCUCAACUCGGCCUUCUGGCUCGUCCUCGGCCUGGACGAGACACAUCCGGCCCUCAGAAGUCGACCGGACCUCGGGCGGAAACUGGGCAAAUUCCUGUUUCGGCUUGCCUUUCGCCGCGGCCAGAGAACAAUGGACGAUUACGAGUACACCCAACUUCAAGAUGAGGCUGACUCGCGAGCGUCAGGAGACGACCAGCACUCUUUUACCUCCUCUCCACGAGGCAGAGACGCCGAAUCAUCCAGGCCGAUCCCGGAUGCCGAUGGCCAUCGCAAUGCGCUCGCCGCCUCCAAGCCCAGCUUCCGGCAGAUGUUGACGAAAAACGUGGUCCUGACGCUGCUGACGCACCACAUCCUUGCACUGCACCUCAGUGCCUUCAACGCCUUGAUCUUUCUUUUCUUGCCGGCCCCACGCUCGUCCAACGUGCACGCCAAACUCCCCUUCUUGUUCACCGGCGGCCUCGGCCUGUCGCCGGAGCGCGUCGGGCUCGCCACCGCCAUCAUCGGCGUGCUCGGAUUCCCGCUGCAGAUCUUACUGUACCCGACCAUCAACUCCAAGCUGGGCACGCUGCGCAGCUACAAGGUCUUCCUGCCCUUCUCGCUGGUCGCGUACGCCGCCAUCCCGUACCUGGCCCUAGUGCCCGACCGUGCGUUCUUGGUCUGGCCCGCCCUGACCCUCGUGCUGGCCUUCCAGGUGCUCUCGCGCACAUUCACGCUGCCGAGCAACACCAUCCUCGUCAACAAUUGCACCCCGCACCCCGGCGUGCUAGGCACCAUCCACGGCGUCGCCCAGAGCGUCUCUUCCGGCGCCCGGACCCUCGGCCCCACCCUCGGCGGAUGGUUGUUGGGCUUGGGUCUGGGUGGAAACUGUGUCGGCGGCGUGUGGUGGGCCUUUGCUGGCGUGGCCGUGGUGAAUUGGGCUUUACUCUGGUUCAUUUUCGAGGGCGAUGCCGGGGCUGCGGUCGCGGCAGCUGCUGGAGUGGUGGGAAGAUGA